Paramecium octaurelia is the source of this 1569-nucleotide messenger RNA. NCBI's taxonomy places the organism in Eukaryota, Ciliophora, Oligohymenophorea, Peniculida, Parameciidae. The record is from the annotation of a GenBank genome assembly.
AUAUGAUGUAGGAGGAGUUAUAUUAAUAAGAUGACUAUGAUGGUGGCUAUGAAUACCUUACAGAUUCAGGCUAAAUAGAUUAUAUACCAAAUUUGGUUCGAACUCCAUCCACUAAGUAUUUAAUUAUGCUAUUUUAAAGUUAAGAAAUUCUGGAAUUAAAAGAUGUGACGAAAUUUAUAGAUCAAUUGAUUGGCAACAUUGGAGAGUUACUGAAUUUGGAUGCCGACAAUACAUACGAAGUAUCAAAAUUUUUAAUUUAAUUUAGAUCUUAAUGUUUUAUAAAUGGAACAAGGACCGCAUUUACGCUGAAUACCACGAGACAAUUUUGGAAUAAUUAAAAAACUAAGGAGUAUUUAACAACCACUCAGCAAUUUGUUAUCCAGACAAAAUCUCUAUGUGUCCCCUUUGUAUGGAAGAAACUAAAUUAAUUCAACUAGGGUGUCGACAUUAAUUUUGCAAAGGCUGCAUUUAACAAACAAUCGCUUAAAGAUUUAUCAAAGAAUAAUUUUUAGUUAUCCCUUGUUUAUAGUAUGGUUGUAAAUAUAAAUUACCUAUGUCAAUGAUUAAGAAUCUUUCAAAGCCAGAUGAGUAUCAAAAAAUAGUUUGUAGAAAAUUUAUUGAAACAAAUAGGACACUUGCCUAUUGCCAAGGAGUCGAUUGCAAAAAAAUUAUAAAACCAAAAGAUUCUUCCUUAACUACUGUAACAUGUCCUUGUGGUACUCAAUUUUGUUUUAGGUGCAAAAAUGAAUUACAUCAGCCAGUCCCUUGUGAUAUGGCUAAAACUUGGGUUUCGGAAAUCACAAAGAAUGAAGCAAAUAUCAAAUGGAUUGUACUUAAUACAAAAAUCUGUCCCUUUUGUAAAAAACCAGUUUAACGAUCUGAUGGAUGUAAUUACCUUAUGUGUAAACCUCCAGGAGGUUGUGGAAAUGCUUUUUGCUAUGUUUGUAGCAACCCUUGGGAACCUGAUCACAAAGAUCAUUUUAAAUGCAGCAAAUACGUUCCUCCUGCAAAUGAUUUAGAAAAAGAAAAGGAAAUCUUAGCCAGAUAUAACUUUUAUUAUGAGAGAUUCUUGAAUUCCAAUUCAGCUGUUGAAUAAACUUAAACCAGAUUAAAACAACUGAGAGAAAAGCACAAUCAAGAAAUCUAAGAAAUAUAUGAAGUCACAUCUCUUGAAUUUGAAUUUUUGGAAGAAGCUCUCAAAGAAUUAGUCCAAUCUAGAUAAGUGUUGAAAUGGUAUUCUUUACAUUCUAUUUUGUAGGACUUCUUGUCUUGGAUACUUUAUCUCAUAGACCAAUCCUAAUUCAUCCAAAUUAUUCGAUAAUUAUUAAAAGGAAUUUGAGCAUUCCUGUGAAUAACUAGGUAUCCUAUGUAUGUAGCUUUUUAACGAACUAGAGAAAUUGCAAAAUCUAUUUACAAGGCAAUCAACCACAUUGGAACAGAGAAAAAAUGAUUUUUAUGGAAGAAGAGAACAAAUCUUAAAACUAUAAAAUAAAUGUUAUAAUUUGAGACGUAAUUUAUUAAAGGCAAGCGAAAAUGGAGAAAUUAUGAAUUGAUCUAAUAAAAUCUAUG